Messenger RNA from Folsomia candida, 3436 nucleotides. Its product is annotated as schwannomin-interacting protein 1. The transcript is spliced from 7 exons. Bases 140 to 1177 code for a protein of 345 amino acids. Gene Ontology annotation, cellular component: cell junction; plasma membrane. Lineage: Eukaryota; Metazoa; Arthropoda; Collembola; Entomobryomorpha; Isotomidae. The record is from RefSeq and is a predicted model, not a curated record. Gene Ontology annotation, biological process: positive regulation of hippo signaling.
AAAUAAGUUUCCGAAAUGUUGAUGCGGUUCAAUUUGGACGAGAAGUAUCGUCACUACAAGAAGGACUCGCGGUUCGUGAUGGACCUCUACACCAUCACCUACGACACGCACGAAAAGCUCGAAAAUCUGCCAGAACUUCAUGACAUUCAUACAAAGUGAUAACAGUGUGCAAAUUGUUCCUGAAAUUUGCUUGGAUGCUACCAGAAAAUUUUGCUACUGGCCAGCCGGACCCAAAGCAAAUAAAAUUGCUUCCAAGUUAAUUAGUCAACUUGCUGCUCCACAAGAAAAUUGGCAACUGCAUCCGAUUCAACUUAAACGUAGCAAUGUUCGAGAUUUGAAGGAAGGAAAAGCCCUAGAAAAACGUGCGGAGGAGGAAUCAAAUCUCGAGUCGUCAUCGGAUCAUUCUGGGGGGACAUCUUCGCGAAAGAGAAAGAUAUUUGAAAGAAAGAUAAGCAUAAAAAAGAAUAAGGGGAAUGAGAUAUCGUUAGAGGAGGAAGACAAUCUGAGGUUAUCGCCCGCAUUACCAUCAGACGAAGAUGAAGGACCUACAGAUCACGGGUCAUUUUUGGAAUCAACAACCGUCACCACUCCUCCCGAAUCUGUGCCAGUGAAUUCACAAAUAUUUUCGCCUCCGGGGGAAUCACAAGUUAUCAAAAUUUCUGUAUUCCAAACUGAGGAAGACUUUAUUGUGAACAAUUCAGCCGACGGCGAUCUGGGCCAAGAAUCUGAAGAAGGAAAACUACCACCUGGGACAACUCUGCUAACUUUGUAUACACGGCAGAUCGCGCUCGAAAAAUAUCUGCUCACUACCGUCCGUGAAUUAAAGGAUGAUAUUCAAGAGCUACUUAUUCGAACUAAAUCGACCUCAACUAGGGUGCAACUCAAUGUCCCGGUAAAAUUGCCACUUGAAUCUCUGACGGAUAUGAGAAGCUUGGAACACUGGAUGGCUGAUAACAAUCAUAAAACCAGCUUGGUUGACAUGUUUUCAUCCUUUGGGGGCAAGACACCACAGAAAGUUGUCACUGGAAUUCUGCAACGUCUAUUCUCAAAAGAAUUAGCGGUGCAAACAAAUUACAUUGGGGUUCACAAUAAAAUUUGCUUCAAAAGUUCUCCAUUAGCUGCUGCGGUUCUAGGCAUGUGUAAUAAUAUUGCACACAUGAGAAUUAAUUUACACUAAGCGGAAAGAAGCCAUGAGUACAACUGUAAUUCAGAUAAUAAGUUUUUUUGCUGAUAACUAGACGGAGCUUUGGAAAAUCCAGUUUGCCGUGCUUCCAAGACGUCAGAAAUUGUUGCCUUCAUUCAGACUUGGCUUCAAAAUUCUCGGCCGCCGAAAUCCCAACAGUCACCAGAUAAUAACUCAUCCUAAUGUCGUCAUAUCGAUCCAAGCGCCGCAGAAUCAUCAAGGAUGUUCAGUCCACUAUUAAUUCGUUAAGUAAAAUAAGUCCUGAAGUUUUGGUUACUCCAUUAAGAAGUGUGCCAUCCUAUAAAUAUGAUUUUUCUUUGGGUAACAGCAAUAUUCACAGUCUAGAAAAUGUAGUAAGUCCUUCAAUUGAGUUGACACCAUCGUCAGCUUCUUCUCAAGUUAGCCUGAAACAUGCAUUAUCGCAUUGGGCAAUUUCAUUUAACAUAUCUCAUAACGCACUAGAUUCUUUAUUGCCAGUUUUAAAUAAUCAUCUUCCGGACAAUGAAAUUCUUCCCGUAUGCGCCAAAACAUUAUUACACACUCCGAGAAAAAUAACCGUGACUUCCAUUAAAGGGGGGAAAUUUAGUUAUUUUGGUAUUAAAGAUCAAAUUCUUAGGGUUAGUUGUUCUAGUUUUAGAAAUGAAUGUAAAUAUCCCAUUUUAAAAACAUUUGUAAAUUUAAAUGAUUCAAAUGAUUUAUUGUCAAUAACUGUAAGCACGGACGGAUUCCCAGUGUGUAAGAGUAGCAAUACGCAAAUGUGGCCAAUUUUAUUUACAAUUGACCAAGUCAAAAAUAUGUCCCCAGUACUGGCCGGUUUAUUUUGCGGCGAGAGUAAGCCAUGUUGUGUUAAAGAAUUUUUAAAACCAUUUAUUGAGGAGGUUAGAGAUUUAGAAUUAAAUGGGCUCACUGUUGAUUCUGUUAAAUAUAGAUUUCGAAUAAGUGCAAUUAUUGCAGAUGCGCCUGCGCGUAGUUUUAUUAAGGGGUGCAAAGGGCAUAAUGGUUAUCAUUCUUGUGAGCGCUGUAUUGACGAAGGUGAAUACAAUGGGCGAAUUAUUUAUUCUGUUAAGUCUAGUACGCUUCGAUCUGAUGAAUCAUUUAGGGCGAAACUUGACAUUGAUCAUCAUGUGUACGACUCACCAUUGGCGAUACUUAAUGUUGGAUUGGUUAGUCAAGUCGUUAUAGACUCAAUGCAUUGUUUUUAUUUAGGAAUUAUGCGUAAACUCUUAAAUAUUUGGAUUUCUGGGCCCAUAAAAAAUCGUAUGCAAUCUAAGAAAGUUUUCGAAAUCUCGGACUAUUUAUGUCGUAUUUCCAAACAUGUUCCUUACGAAUUUAACAGGAAGCCGCGCUCAUUAAAAGAUAUUAACAGGUUCAAAGCUACAGAGUUCAGACAACUUUUAUUAUACACAGCUCCAAUGGCCUUUCGUGGCAUUCUUUCUGACGAAGCCUAUAUCCACUUUCUAAAGCUUCAUUCAGCUGUAUAUAUUUUAUUAUCUAACAACGCUCAUGUGGAUGAGUGGAAUAAUUUAGCAAAAAGUUUAUUAGAAAAAUUCGUUAGUGACAUGAAAAAUAUAUACGGAGCAACACAAAUUGUCUAUAAUGUACAUAGCCUGUUACAUAUUUCAGAUGACGCAAAACUUUUCGGUAGUUUGGAUAACGUUAGCGCAUUCCCAUUCGAAAAUCAUUUGCAGUUUUUAAAAAAACAAGUCAGAGGGAAAAAACUUCAGUUGGAGCAAAUAGUUAAACGAGUGGAAGAAGCCCGUAAUUCUGAUUAUUUGCAGUCAAAGUCCGCCAGAUGCAAAAAUUAUGUACAAGGUAAAAAUAAAGUAAUCCGGCGAUAUUGUUUAGAAAAAUUUAGCAUUGGUACAAAGUUUGGUGAUAAUUGCUUUCUGGAUGGGGAAAUGAAUAUAGUUCUCGUUAAAUCAAUAACAAUUGAUGACAUAGGUAAACCUAACUUCAUUUGUCAAAAAAUUCUUACUCGAAACACUGUGGGUAUGUAUCCGAUUAAGAGUAGCAAAUUAUGUAUCUAUAAAUUGUCGUUAAAUUUAUCUAAUGAUUUUGUACUUAAUAGUAAUUUGUUGUUUAUGAAAUGCGUUUUGUUACCGUAUAGAUUAGAUUCUAGUUGUUACUAUUGUAUCCCGAUGUUAAAUAAUUACAUUAAUCCUAGCCGUAAUGGAGUUUUGUUAACUUAACUUGUAUAGCGUAAUUUUUUUUGAUUAUUGAAGAGAUAAUAAAUAUGUACAGAUUUGAAAACAA